Protobothrops mucrosquamatus (brown spotted pit viper) is the source of this 1510-nucleotide messenger RNA. It is a transcript of the gene FAM117B, whose product is annotated as family with sequence similarity 117 member B. The transcript has 8 exons. The record is from RefSeq and is a predicted model, not a curated record. Lineage: Eukaryota; Metazoa; Chordata; Lepidosauria; Squamata; Viperidae. The coding region runs from base 170 to 1207 and encodes 345 amino acids.
CUCUCCGGAGAGCAAGAGUCCUAGUUCUCCUGUGUGUAAAGAUAAACCACGGCCACCAUCAUCAAGCCCUUCUAGUAUUUCCCGUCGUACCCCUUCACUAGACAUACUUGCUGCUCCAUAUCUUGCUGGGCAAUGGCCUCGUGAUAAUCAUGGGCAAGUCACACCUUGUAUGAGGGAUAAAGCCACACAGACUGAGAGUGCUUGGGCUGAAGAAUACUUGGAAAAGAAAAAGGGAUCUCAUAAGCGCUCGGCGUCUUGGGGCAGCACAGACCAACUCAAAGAGAUUGCCAAGUUACGCCAGCAAUUGCAAAGAAGUAAACACAGCAGCAGACACCACCGUGAUAAAGAAAGACAGUCUCCAUUCCAUGGUAAUCAUGCAGCUAUAAACCAGUGCCAGGCUCCAGUCCCAAAGAGCAUGCUGGUUCCUGUGAUACCAAUAGCUAAGUCAAGUGGAUCCCGUUUCCGUAAUAGCAUAGAAGGGCUGAAUCAGGAGAUUGAAAUAAUCAUAAAAGAGACUGGAGAGAAAGAAGAACAACUUAUUCCACAAGAUAUUCCAGAUGGGCAUCGAGCGCCACCUCCUUUAGUGCAGCGUAGCAGCAGUACUCGCAGCAUUGACACACAGACUCCGGGUGGAGCAGAGAAAGGCAGUAACAACAGCAGCCGAUCUCAGUCUAUUUCCCCUAGCUCCUUCCUGGCUAUCUCCAAUGAGGGCAGUGAGGAGAGCCCUUGCUCUGCAGAUGACCUGCUUAUGGACCCCAGAGAUAAAGAGAAUGGAAACAAUUCUCCUCUGCCCAAAUAUGCUACAUCACCAAAGCCCAACAACAGCUAUAUGUUCAAGCGUGAACCUCCUGAAGGCUGUGAGAAAGUCAAAGUUUUUGAGGAAAGCUUGCCAAAACCUUUGCAUGAAAUUCCAGCCUUUUAUUGUCCUGACAAGAAUAAAGUUAACUUUAUUCCUAAAAGUGGCUCUGCCUUCUGCCUUGUCAGCAUUCUCAAGCCCCUUCUUCCCACACAAGAUCUUACACUCAAAGGUGCUACUCAUAAUCUGACCGUCACGACUGGUAUGACCCCCACGCUGCUGCAACCUCUUUCCAUGGCCUCCCUUUCUGCAAACACAGACCAGGAGCGGCUCUCUCGUGGAACGAGCAAAAUAAUAUCACAGAUGUCUGUGCUCCAGCAGUCAGGACAUAGCGAAGAAACUGAAGGAUAAGCUCCGCGUGGCUAUUUGGGGGGAGGGGGGGCGGUUAUGGAAACAACUGUGAUUAAACUUUCCAGAUGACAUCUCUUUACAUCACAACAGACGACCGUUCCAUAAACAGGUCAUAGGUAGUAUCAUAUACACCCUGCCAUGAAUGCCAGCCUCCUGUGAGAUCUAGGAAAAAAAGGAGCAGCCGAGAGCCAACUGCAUUUGUCUUGGGAUGGUUCAGGUGCAGACUCUGAGCAUGCUGCUUUGGUACCAUAAAGAAGGGAGAUCUCCACAACUCCUCACAACUGGAGGGACCAUUUUUUUUUU